This is a messenger RNA of Podarcis raffonei (Aeolian wall lizard), 2702 nucleotides long. It is a transcript of the gene CDK5R1, whose product is annotated as cyclin dependent kinase 5 regulatory subunit 1. Gene Ontology annotation, cellular component: protein kinase 5 complex; cytoplasm. The record is from RefSeq and is a predicted model, not a curated record. Lineage: Eukaryota; Metazoa; Chordata; Lepidosauria; Squamata; Lacertidae. Gene Ontology annotation, molecular function: protein kinase binding; cyclin-dependent protein serine/threonine kinase activator activity. Bases 173 to 1090 code for a protein of 305 amino acids. The transcript has a single exon. Gene Ontology annotation, biological process: activation of protein kinase activity; brain development; positive regulation of cyclin-dependent protein serine/threonine kinase activity.
UAUCUGAACCAUUUUUCCUUUGCCAGGUCUGAACUGAAUCUGUAAGGCUGCGGCAUAAGGGUGCUUGAAGCAGAGACCGCUGCCCGUGCCCAGCCAGCAACCCCAAAGGUGCCAGGCUGACACCCAACCCCCCCGUUCCGUUCGCCUCCCUCCCUCCUCUGCUACUUGCGCCAUGGGUACCGUCUUGUCCCUUUCCCCCAGUUACCGGAAGGCGACCCUCUUUGAGGAUGGCUCGUCCACAGUGGGCCAUUACACGGCCGUGCAGAACAGCAAGAACGCCAAAGACAAGAGUCUCAAGCGUCACUCCAUCAUCUCGGUGCUGCCCUGGAAGCGGAUCGUGGCCGUGUCGGCCAAGAAGAAGAACUCCAAGAAGGUCCAGCCCAACAGCAGCUACCAGAACAACGUCACGCACCUCAACAACGAGAACCUGAAGAAGUCCCUCUCGUGUGCCAACCUCUCCACUUUCGCCCAGAACCAGGGCGCCCAGCCGCCGGCGCCCAACAACCAGAUAUCCACCUCCAAGAGCAACCUGUCCUCCGUCAAGAAGACCCCCCACCCCAACACCAACUCCACCGGCACCCCCAAGAGGGUCAUUGUCCAAGCUUCGACCAGCGAGCUGCUUCGGUGCCUGGGCGAGUUCCUCUGCCGGCGAUGCUACCGCCUGAAGCACCUAUCGCCCACCGACCCGGUCCUGUGGCUUCGGAGCGUUGACCGGUCCCUGCUCCUCCAAGGCUGGCAAGACCAAGGCUUCAUCACCCCGGCCAACGUGGUGUUCCUGUACAUGCUUUGCCGGGACGUCAUCUCUUCCGAAGUGGCCACGGACCAUGAACUCCAAGCCGUCUUGCUUACCUGCCUCUAUCUCUCCUAUUCCUACAUGGGCAACGAGAUCUCCUACCCUCUCAAGCCCUUCCUGGUGGAGAGCUGCAAGGAGGCCUUUUGGGAUCGCUGCCUGUCCAUUAUUAACCUCAUGAGUCCCAAAAUGUUGCAGAUCAACGCCGACCCGCACUAUUUCACUCAGGUCUUUGCCGACCUGAAGAACGAGAGCAGCCAGGAAGAGAAGAACAGGCUGCUCAUCGGCCUGGACCGGUGAGCUUUCAGGCUCCCUUGCCGCUGGGAUGAGGGGGGAACAUUUUUUCCUUCUUUUUAUGUUGUUUUUGUUUUCGAAACAAACCGGGACACAAAAGGUGGGCAUGGGCAAGGCUGAGAGAAGACACUUGAGCCUCCGUUCUUCAGCUUGGCUUUUUGGGAUCCAAAAAACAGACACAUUUCAGAAAGGAGAAGUGGUGACGUCGGGCCUUGCCUGUCUGGUUUUCUGUGGCUUCCUCUCGCCCUUAAUGUCAACAAGGAGGGGGCGAGCAGGUGGGGCUUGGAGCCAAGCGCAAUGCUGGCAGGACCAUGGCGUCCCUUCGCCGCUUGGCUUUUGCCUCAGAGAUCCUCAGCCGGGGAGAUCCAUCUUGUACUUCUUAAUUCCUCGCCGCGGAUUGCGGAGGUGGCGAAACAGCAUUUACUAUCCUCGAGACGAAAGCGGGAGGCAACCCAGCGCAUGUUGCAGAGCCUGGCGUUCUGGAAAAGGGAUCAAAGGACGGGAUCCGCCUCCUCUUUUUCUUUCCACCAUCUUGCGCACUCGCCUGAGCGAAAUGACACCAAAACAGUAUUGGCCUCCGGAAAGGGACCCUUAUUGCAUGGAAACACGUGGCUACACCCUAGCAGAAGUGGGGAAGGAAAAGUCAGGCAUAUUGCAGGCCCUUUGGCAUGUCUCCCCUCUCGCUGCCUUUCCCUGGGGGAGGCAGCCCCUUUGGUUUACAUCCGUGCCAAAGGGCAAAGGUGAGAUUUUGGGGGUCAUUUCCUGUGACAAUACCCAAGGGGAGGAAAAUGUCAAGGUAGCCAAUAUGGAAUGGGUGGCUGAGAUUAAAGAUGGCCCCAGGGAAUGGGCCCUCACCUAGUAUUAAUUUUGCUGGCAAGUUAUUUAGGUGGACGUUUGAUACAUUUUGAGUUUUAUUUUUUAUUGCACAGUAUAUAAACUGGCUGCUUCAGAUCAGAGUGACUAUGAUUCUGUUGAGGCCUUCUGAGCAGCUGGAAUAAUGGUCCCUUUUCAAGAUAAACCUUUCAGGAAAAUGUAAGGCUGGUGCCAGUCACUUUGUUGUCCAGAUGAUUCGGUGCUGAACCCCGAUAUACACCUGAUAUUCUUUGUUACAGAUUCCUUCCUCCCCAUCCUGAAAUGGAAAAUUCCUUGGCAUUUAUUUAAGCCAGCCAACCAUCUUAAUAUUUUAUGGGGGGGGGGGGAGGGAAUGUACCAAGCGGGGAAAGAAUGAUGACUAUGUAAUCAUAAAGAGAUCCAUAGCAAACACUACAAUUUCAGGAACAGAUUGUGACUAAAGAAGCUUGGGAAUAUAAAACUGAAGCAUAUACAGAAUAGACACACAUUUAGUAUAUUCUGAGAUUUAUAUUGCUUUUUUAGUCUCUAAAAAAAAGCAUGCUAGCUCCUAAUAUUUUUUCAGUAUCCCUUCCCCCCACAUUUCUGGCACUGAAACAUUUGAUGUAGUCCUCUAAAAAAAAAAAUUAUUCCGGUGCUUAGGAAUUUAAUUUAUUUUGCUUAGCCCUCUGGUUCUCAAAAAGGAAGAGGUUAAAAAAAUCUUUCUGAUCAGCAAGCUUCAGGGAUGGUAAAUGUAUAUAGAGAAGAGCAGGGGGUGGGGUGGGGGUGG